AUGUCGUGCCAACGCUGCCCGAGCAUUACUCAAGCCCUAUAUCGUGCAUUUGUACUCCCAGCUGUUCACACAUCAGCAACGAAACGACCCCUCCUACCUCAUAUCCUCUCAAAACCACAAUCAUGGCCAUCGAAGACCAGAUCUUUCUCCCAAACUCCCUUUCACUACGCCAAAACCCGCGCCCCAGAAGAACGCAGCCACAAAUGGAACAACGAAAUCACCCACAGACACAUCUACCUCGUUGAUCAGACCACCGGCCGCCUCGAAGGCGUCGACCCAGAAACAGGCGAAGGGGAGCCCACACUCUACAAGACAUGGGACAUAAUGAACGACAUGGAUGACAAAACGCACCGUCUCGUUCAAAUGAGCCCCGACGAACCGGAUAACUACGAUUUCAUUCCCGUCUGUAAGAUCGUAUCGAAAAAGGAAGACUACGACCGCCAGAAGAAAAGGAAGAAGCAGGAGAAGCAGAAGCAGAAGGUACAGGCGAUUACUAGUCAUGAGGCGAUGAAGACGGUGGAGUUGAACUGGGCGAUCGAUAAGAAUGAUCUUGGGCAUAGGCUGGGGAAGAUCAAGGGAUUUUUGGAUGAGGGACGGAGGGUCGAAGUUGUGUUGGCUAGUAAGAAGCAAGGGAGGAAGGCGAGUAAGGAGGAGUGUGAGGAGGUGUUGAAAAUGGUGCAGGGGGUGGUGGCGAAGGUUGAUGGAGCGAAAGAGAAGGAGGCGCUGCAGGGCAAGCUUGGUGGGUUUGCUACUUUGGUGUUGCAGGGAAGACCGAUCAAGGCUGGUGCUGGAGGCAGUGGAGGCGCGGCGAAGAAAAGCGAGGAGGAUGAUACCCAGGAGCAGUGA
Molecule: messenger RNA, 846 nt
Organism: Fulvia fulva
Lineage: Eukaryota; Fungi; Ascomycota; Dothideomycetes; Mycosphaerellales; Mycosphaerellaceae
Exons: 1
Coding region: 1-846 (281 amino acids)
Biological process (GO): mitochondrial translational initiation; ribosome disassembly
Cellular component (GO): mitochondrion
Molecular function (GO): ribosome binding; translation initiation factor activity
Source: RefSeq, a predicted model, not a curated record